AUGUUUCAAAGUGGGAAGACAACAUUCUCAAAGACAUCAAAAGUUUCACCUGUCCUUGUACCAACUGGACCACCAAUGAACAAGAGACAGCAAGAGCUUCAAAAGCAGGUAAGUACAGUAUAAUAAUAACGAUAACAAUAACAAUAACAAUAAAGAGACCUUCUUGAAUUUCAAAAGCAGUCAUUUUACUUUUGUAUUUGUGGUUUCCUCGUCGCUGUCGCAGAUAAUCAACCCAUCUUCAUGUUGUUUGUUGUCAUUUUGUCUGUCUUAUGUUGCCGCUUCAAGGCCAUACAUGUCGCUUGUGAGCAUUGUACCCUAACAGGGCCACAAUAAUUUAAUGUCAAUAGUAAUAUUUCUGCAGGACCUGGUAUCUAUCGACAAUGUUGCUAUGGCAGCAGCUAAGUAGUUUAACCCUGUAAGUCUCAAGAGUGACCAACAUCAAUUCUCUCCUAACAAUAUUGAUACAUAAUCAAGAGAAACAGUAAUGAGAACCAAUAAAAUGAUCACCACAGGGAAAAUGCUUUGAUCUUUUAUCAAAUUCUCUCCACUAGUCUCGAAGGAAAUGUAUGAAGAUCAGUCUGGAGAGUUUGUUUCUGGAUAGUGGAGCUUAAAGGGUUACAAUCCUCAGGUCAGAGGGAGAAACAAUGAAUCAUCACCAGGGAUAAGUUCCACAUGGAUGAAAGUGUUUAUCAACCUUUUUUGUAUCAUUUGUCUUAUUUUUUUACAGGAGGCGAUAAAAAAGAAACUGGAAAUUCAGACACAGAAACAAGAACUACUCAAUAAACAGAUCAAAGAACAGAAGGUAAAAAUUAUGAAUUUUAUUGCAGCCGUCUGUCUCACCACUUAUCCCCCUUCACGUUUGCUGGGUAUUUCUGAGACUGCUUGCAGCCCACCUUGUCUCUCUUAGAACUGUCAAGUUCGUAGGGAGAAGAAACAAAAGACUUUUAACCGAAAAGGGAAUAAGGCAAGACAAAAAAAGACAGAUUGCUGACUCUUUUGGAGUAAACAAGCUCUCCAUCAGCCCAGUGUGGGAUUUUUUAAAAUCCUAUUACCUGACUUUACUUAAAUUGAGGUCACCUAGACAAAAUUGACCAGUCGCAUUGAAAGUGAAAACAUUUUAUGUUGGAAAAUUCAUUUUUACUGUAUGCUUAAUACUUUGUUUCUGGUUUUCUUUGCCAGCUUUUAAUCUCCAAACUUGAAAAGAAGAAUCUUAGUGCUGCAGAGAAAGAUAUGAUAGUGAAGGUAAAAUAUAAAUUACCCUCUUACUAAACAGGGUUCAUACAGGUCAUGGAAGACCUGGAAAGUCUUGGAAUUUAAAUAAUAUUGUUGGUUCUGGAAAGUGAUGGGAAGCUAAAGUUAAUCUUGUUAGAUUAGUUACUGCAGAAUGUCAAAAGCAGGAGAAUGUAAGACUUCUGCCAGAGUUAAGAUCAAUAAUUUAAGCUAUGCCCAUUUUAAGAGACUUCUUAGGGAUUAUUAUACCGCCGCCCUAUGGACUUGCUAUAAUGUAGAGGACCCCAGAACACGGAAAACAAUUUGCCUAAAAUGUAGCUACGCUUACACUCUAACUAGCCGUGUCACCUGCUGCUUUUAGCCUUUUCCAUCUAGCCUUUCUUUUUCCAAUCCUAAUGUUGCUUUUAUUUUUUUUUUAUGUAUAAUUAUGUAUGUUAUUUUUUUAUUAUAAUUGUUUUUCUUGGUGAACCUCAAUAAAUAAAUAAAUAAAUAAAUGAAACGAGUUGCUGAACUGAGUAAGGUCAAAAAUAUAUUCCUAAAACAAGGGAAAUCUUAAAAAAUAUGUAAAGCGAAAGCUAAGCCUAAGGUCAUGGAAAUCUUGAAAAAGUCAUGGAAAAAGUCCUGGAAAGUUGUGGAAUUUGAAGAGCUUAAAAGAGUACGUACCGUGUAAUAAAGCAUUUUGUAUUUAUUGCAAAGUCAGAGUAUGGUGGUAUAUUUAUGUUUCAAUGUUUUUGCUUUUUAUUCCAGACAGUAAAAUCUCUAAGUUCAAACAUUGAAGCACUGAAGAAGGAAGUUGAGUUAGCAGCUAUGGCAGCAAAAUCCAAAGAAAGUCCCUCACAGGCCAGACAGAUUGUAAGUGCAAACUGUGUAAUGAUAAAUGAAUUAUAAUUAGUUGUGAAGUCAACAUAAUGACCUCUGCUUGCUGAAGCUGACCAUUUGUUUGUGUGGAUAAAUAGAUAAACCUUGUGCACACCUACAGAAUGGAGCAUCAAAUGCCCAUCCCCCUAAAUCAAGGAUGAAGCCAGGCAAGAUACAAAACACGUCAUUCUUGAUUUUUGGGUAGGGGGGGUAUAAAUUUCCCAUCUAUUUUGUCCAAGAUUGACAGGUACUAUACCUUAAAUUGAUUGGCUUUGAAUCGGCUGAAAAGUAAACUUUGUCACCUGAAUAAGCAUACAAUAUGCAAUUUUUGCAGAAGGAAAGCCUGCAAAAUAUUGAGGCUUUGUGAAUGGGACUCAAACCCAUGACCUCUGUGACACCGGUGCAGUGCUCUAACGAAGUAAGCUAAUUUGUGGACUGAGAGCUGGUCAUAAAAUCAUAUACCAGUAUUAGAACUAACUGUUGUUAUUUGACCUUGGUUUUUUUAGGCCCAGAAAGCAAUUCUUGACCAGGAGCUUGACCUGAUAACACAUCAGAAUACUGGGGAAGACACGACAGAACUGAAGAAAAAAGUUGAAGAACUAAAGCAAGAGGUAGUUACUUGAGAUACAUUCAAUCUGUUUAGUGCAUCAUUUCUAGUAUUUUGAUAGAUGUGAAAUAUUAUGUGCAAAUUCUUUAUUGUAACAUUUCUCACAUCUGUAUUAAAUGAAAUGAUGAAUAUAUGAUUGAAUUUCACAGCAUUGGUUCAAAUUGGUUCAAUGUUAAUUUUGUUGAUCAGCAAUGUUGCAGCUUUUGUUCAUCAACUUUUAAACAAUGUGUCAUAUAUGGUACAUGGUACAUGUACGUUCAAAUGGGCCAUUAAACAUGUUGAAUGCUGAUGAAUGAGAAUAGGAAAUAAAGAUGGACUUUGUUACAAUGUUACAAUGCUUGUAGUUGUUAAUCAAAGAAUGUUUUAAUUUGUUAAACCCAGUGUCUUCGGCUUUUAGUAGUUCACAGCAGGAAAAUAUCUACAAUACUUGUCAAAAAUCGUGAAACACAUUGUGCGUUUCGCCUUCUCCAAUUCUGAUUUGGGUAUUACAGUCGUCUCAGUGACCCAAAAUAUGCGUGGCUCAACAUUGGGGAAGGGGAGGGUCACAUUUGGGUGAGAACAAAAGUGUGAAGAGUGAAUAAGAAAUUUUAGAGAAAAUUCAAGAGAAGCGGUGUCUGUUUCAUUGAUUUGUGAGGAGUAAUGUAAUUACUGACCAUACACUGUUUUUAGGCAAAAUCUCUUGGCUUACUGGAUCCACCCACAAAGGGACGAGGGAGAGGAGUUGUAAGAGGACGUGGCAGAGGAACACCAGUGAGAAGCAGACCACUUCCAAGAACAACACGGGUGUGGACAAGAGACAGUGCUUCAUUAGACCAUCGACCAAGGCGGAUCAGUGUUGGAGAAAUAACAACUGAACAGAGGGAAGAUAUUACAGAGCACUUUAAAGUAAGUGCUAUGACGUUUUCUUUUUGCUACUUUUCAAAGCUGAAAUGAAUCUAUGUUGCUCAGGAGUAUAACCAAUUGUCAAUGGUGAAAGAACGGCACAUCUCACUUUCCAAUAGAUGGCCUUUAAUUUACAUUCAGGACUUAAUCCCUCAAGGUUGCUGACUAUACAAGUAAUAAUGUCAAAAAUGAAACACAGGUUUCAUCCAAUGCCAUCUCAACAAAAAUAUCAAUAUCAAACACAAGAUAGAGUGUUUCAUGUUAUAUUCUGACACCUAGAAGUGGUUUGAAAAAAAAGUGCAGCCAAGUUUUGCAAGACCCACUUUGAGGAUUCUGGAUAUUGGAUGAAACACUGAGUGGAAUUUAAUACAAAGAAUGUAUAGCUUCUCUCACAAACAAGAAGUUUUGAAGAAAUUCAAUGCUUAUAGUUCACGAAAUUAUAUAGGAGUUGCCUCUGAUAUCCAAACCACUGUCAAAGUAGUGAUUUCCUUGGUUUGUUAUCGUGGAUUACUCUUUGAGAAUCGAACUCAUCUGUGGCCUUUGAUUUACAUUUGAAUUUGUUAGAUUUGAUGGCUUCUUGUCCUAAUUCCUGUAUGUAUUGAGACUGAGAAUUCAUAAAGCUGCAGCCAAUGAAAGUUUGAUUUAUUAGAGUAAGGAAAAAUACACAGGAAAAAAUAACCGAUUCCCAUUUUUGGAUAUUUUAGGGUAUUUAAAGAAUACCCAUAAAAAUCCCAAAUUUGGCAAAGUGAGACAAGUCCAGACCAUAGACUUCCCAACCAAGUUCCCUGAUUGGGACUUGUCUCACUCUUCCAAAUUUGGGAUUUUUGUGGGUAUUCUUUAAAUACCCUAAAAUAUCCAAAAAUGUGAAUCUGUUAUUUUUUCCUGUGAUAGGGAAUUUACACGAAGCUAAAUGUAAUUUAGGCUAAGUUAAACACGGAACCAUGGUGGCCAGCAGUUUUUCCCGAGAGUUGGAUGCAGGGUGACCAGGUUUAAUGUUGUGAUGCAGUUCAAGGGGCCAAGAAGAAUGUUACAAUGGAGCUUUUGGAGUCACUAAAAAGUUAUGUUUGUACAUUUGUUUUCUUCCUGUAGGAAUUCGGUAUUGUUGACAAUGAAGAAUAUAUUGAUGAUAAGGAAACUCUCAACUUGACUUUUAGGACAAGAAAAGAAGCCGAAAUUGUAAGAAUAAUGGACAUUCUCCGUUUGCUCAAUGUGUAUUUCUAAUAUCUAUUUGUCUUAUUUCCCACCCAAUUCUUCCCUCCCUUCUUUGUAUGGGUUUGCUUUUGAUUUCUGGCUGAUAGCAGUGCAGUGGGGUACAUUGCAUUGAGAAAUGCAUGUUUUUAUUGUUUUUGUUGUUGAAUUGUAGACUGUGAAUAGUGUCCAUUUUUCUCCAAACUCAGGGCUGUGCUGUAGCUAACCCUGGUGACCCCUGGUAUCUAACUUUUGCACCUGGGCCACUAGAAAAUCUUUAGUUUUUUCAUACAAAUCAUAUGCUGGCACCCCGGAGUUUACAGGUUUAGAGCACUGGGCUCCCUUCAAUUUUCCUUAGAGCACUGCCUUGAAACUUAGUUGAGUGAUAACGUGUGAGUGCAGGUGUGCAGCUACUCCCCUGUCUUAGCAUUGAAUCACACACAAGGCCAUUUUUUAUCUCCCCUAUUUACUGGACAGAUUAAGAAGACAAUGAUUUCUUGUGGUCUUGUUGAAUUGGGAAAUCCAUGAAACGAUUUGAAAGCGGGCCUUUUGCUAUUGACUAUACCCUACGAUAUAAAAUUUAGUUUUGAAGAUUUGCAGUUAUUAAUCGAUAUCGUUUUACACUGUCACUGGCUUUUCAAUCAGAGCUUCAUACAUGAAUUGUAUCAUUUUUAGGCCUUCAAUAAAGGCAAGACAUUCAAAGGCAGAGCCUUGAAGGUGUCUUGGUAUCGACCUCCAUUGACGCCUACAUCACCUGCAACAGCAGUACCAACGACACCUACAACUCCUACAGUACUCAAAAAAGUAGAGGAAGAGUUAGGACUGGAUAUUGAUGCUGAACUGGUGAGAACUCUAUGAAAUAUAAACGUUUUGUGUAUGUGUUGUGGUGUCCUAAACAGAGCUCUAAAGUGAUAACGUUAUAAAAAUUAAAAUUUGAAAUUAUUGGAUUUGUCAGGAUAGCCUGAAAGAACAACAUCUAAGAGGCCUACUUGCCAAAAACUAACAUUGUGGGGCAAAUUGUCUCUGAGAUAUUAGCACAGUUAUGUUCUGAUGACUCCAUGCAAAUCCUUCUAAAUUUGACUUGGGUCAUAACGUUAUGACCCGAGUCAAAUUUAUCUAUUUGUAAAUCCCAUAUCAGUGCGCAUGUCCAUUGACUAUCCCAUCUUUUAGUAAUAUGAAAUAGAGAGUAAGGCUUUCUUGUGUGGGAGCCUUUCAGAACUCUUUUGCUUUGCUUUUAGACAACGGUCAGUUAUUUCGGAACAAUUCAUUGUCUUUUUUUUUUAAGGGAAAACAUGAAUUUGAUGCGGAUGCAGACGAAGCUUUGCUUCUUGGAGAAGAUUUUGAUGAAGAGGAUGAAGAAGAAGAUGAACGAUCGUGGAAAAGAUAG
Messenger RNA from Porites lobata, 6152 nucleotides. NCBI's taxonomy places the organism in Eukaryota, Metazoa, Cnidaria, Anthozoa, Scleractinia, Poritidae. The record is from the annotation of a GenBank genome assembly.